GGUUCCUGUUGUGAGGUGGUACAGCUGGUGUGUCUUGACAGCUUGCGCGUGCUGUUUCGCUUAACAGAGAGCCACCAAGAUGACAAAGGAAACAUGGCGAUAGGGCACAAAUAGAAAUAAAAAGGCAGACCGGGAAUUAAACCAUGAAACUCGCCACGGUGGCCUUUUACGUGUUCGCUCUGGGGCUUCUGGUGGUCGGCCUGCGAGAGUUGCUGACUGGCUUCGAGGAGAACAGAUGCAGCAUGACCUACAUGUUUGAAUACCCCGAGUACCGGCGUGUUGCUCUGCCUCGUCGCGUGGCCAGAUUGUACCCAGCAUACGGGCUCUACCUGUACGGAGAGGGUCUGUACGCCCAGGAGACCCGCUCACUCAAACUCACUGGUGCACCUGUGCUUUUCCUGCCUGGAAAUGCUGGAAGCUACAAACAAGCUCGCUCGCUGGGCUCGGUGGCUCUGAGGAAAGCUGAAAACAUGGAGGGAGGUGUCCACCUCAACGUCUUCACUGUGGACUUCAAUGAGGAGCUGGUGGCCCUGUACGGCGGCAGUUUGCAGCGACAAACGCUUUUCCUGCACGAGAGCAUCAAGGCAAUCCUGCGGCUCUAUAAGCACCUUAAGAUCCCGCCUCAGAGUGUUGCACUGGUCGGUCACUCCAUGGGAGGAGUGGUGGCCCGAGCGCUGUUUACGUUGCCCCGCUUCAACCCUCAUGUGGUGAGCCUCAUCAUCACCCAGGCGUCUCCUCAUCUAGCUCCAGUUCUGGCACUGGACCCGUACCUGCUGGAUUUCUACUCUGCAGUGAAACAGAAGUGGUUGAACCAGGCGAACAAGCUCAGGAACGUCACUGUUCUAUCUGUUGGGGGUGGUUACCGUGACUACCAGGUCCGCUCUGGCCUGACAUACCUUACUUGUCCCCUAGGAGAUCCUAAUAAACUGUCACUGGUGGUAACAGCAGUUCCCAGGACAUGGGUGUCCACUGAUCAUCUCUCUAUUGUUUGGUGUAAAGAGCUCGUUCUUGCUACUGUCAGGGCGUUCUUCAACCUCAUUGAUCCUGAAACCCGCCAGUUCACAGAGGAUCCAGAGAGGAAACUGGCUGUCAUAAACCAUCAUUUCAUCAGACACCCUGUCAGGAUGCUGGGAGAAAGUCCAGACACGUCCAUCUCCAUCUUAGAUUUUCCUGAAGCCUGGAGUGAAGUGAACACAUUACGUCUGGCUUAUAGCACACCAAAGGAAGGUCAGGUCAGAUACUUCCUGUUCGCCCUGUCAAGUCGCCGAAAAGCCUACAGUCAUUUCUACUGCCGGAGCAACAAUCUUGAGAUGAGUAGCUGGGUGCACGGCUGCAUACACAAGAACAGUUCUUCAUGUGUGCAUGCAGUGGAUCUGUCCACGGGAACUGAGCUUCUGCCUCCAUACAAGGUCCUUGUUCUGAGUCUGAAUGACUUGUCAGCUUUCACUCAUCUGGUCGUUUCAGCCUCCAACCUCAACGGCAAACAGUUCACUGUGGAGUGUGAGUGGCAGAGACAGGAAUCUCAGACUCUGUCCAUCUCAGUCCCACAUGUCCUGUCCUUUGGGUUCACGGCCAGUGAUGUUACAGUGAACUCUUCUGGGCUUCUUCACACUGUCCAGCUGCAGCACUUCCACCAGGUCUAUCAAGCCUUCAGAAUCACUGUUUCUAGCCAGUGUAAAGUACAUAAAGAUAGACUUCCCAGUGUGUACAGGAUGAAAGUCGUCUGGUUCAGAGAGGACUCUUUAACCACAGUCAGUGUGCCGUCAGUGUCAGAGAUCUCAGGGAUGCUCCACAUGAGUCGUCCAGACAACGCCUCAGGGGUCCUCUUACAGCUCCACACUGCCCCCAACUGCCAGUAUAAGGUAUCAGUAAGAGCCUCAUUGUCCAAGGUGAUGGGACAGGUCUUGAGGUUCUGUGGUCCCAUGGUGCCGGUGUACACAGCUGUAACCCUCCUGCUGGCCUGCAGGGGGCAACUAUCCUCCAUCCUGAAGUUAAGCAGAGCUGAAGACAUGAGCCAGGCGGUGGGAUCAGGCCUGCAGCCUCAUAAAAUCAGCCUGCCUGUUUAUGUUGUUCACAUCUUACUCGGCUGCAGCUGGUUUCAAGAAGUCUGGUCCAUUCUUCACCUCCCACCUAUGGAUACACUCCCCCCAACCUUCCCUGAUGGGGCUUUCCAUGAAACUCUGGCAGCACCUGAGGAGUGGCCGCACCUCCUGUCCCCUCUGCUGUACAUCCUGGGAGCAGCUGUGGCAUACUGGGGCAGCACGCUGCUCCGUCUCCUCAUCCAAUUCAUCUCGUUGGUAUUGGCUCCACUGCACAGACCAUCUGUGUCUCGAGACUGUGGCGCCCUGAAACCUCGGACUCAGCUCCUCGUCAUUCUCGCUUUGACUGUUGUGGGGGGGACUUUCUGUGGGGCAUUGUCAGUCUUCAUCUCCUCUCUGUUACACCUUUAUAGGGUGCUCAGGCUGCAGAUGACAGAAAGGUAUUUGAGUCACAUGCUGAAUCUGGCUCCACAGAAGCACAAACAAGCUGAAAAUGGCGCAAUCACCCCAGAGUCCUCGAGCAAGUCUAAGGAAUGUGGCAGCACCCCCCUGUUGUCUGAGUGCGCUCUGCAGGAAGUGAGAGAUGACCUGCAGCUGCACCUCAGCCUAUCAGCACUGUUCAUGCUACCUGUCAUGCUCAGUGCACCCUCGCUCAUCCACUGGAUCCGUAACCUGAGGUAUUCCACCCAGCUGGAUCCUGACCACUGUUGGCCACACACGGUGCCUCUAGCUGCUGUCUACACGCUGCUUAUUAACUGCAACACUUUAAAACUCAGCAACAGUAAACUCCUGUCCCUGACCUCCCGCCUCCCUCUCCCACUGGCCAUCACUAUGGUUACCUUCUCCUCACUUCACCUGUACAGAGUCACCUACUUCCUGUCGGCAGCACUCGUCCCUCUGGCCUUGUGCAGUCUCAUCUGAUGGUAUUUGGGUGUGUCCAUCCUCCACCUCAGUAAGCUCCGACCUGGCUCAGAGAAGCCAGCAGAGACCGAUUAGUCCCUAGAGGACGUGCAUCAAGCUGCCAUGGAGCAGAGCCAUAGACAUACGUAGCCUGGGGAACUGCUCACUCAGUGUUGGCACUCAGAGCUCCACGGCAAUUACUCUGCCGUUCAAAAAUGCGAGGAUGUAAUGGCCUUGGAACAUUUGGUGCAAAUAUGUCGGAUGUCCUGAAACCAUGUUUGCCUUACUCUGUAUAUCUAUCGCUCUGCCUUCAGGGAGCAAGAACUGCUGAUAUUAGAGAUUCUCCACAGGGUGAUACUGUUAUUUUUUCAUGUCACUAUGUUGUAAACUCCAAACUCUACUGCCAAGCUACGACUCUGUCUGUGCUCUGCCACAAAACUGUAAGAAAGAUCCAAAGCAACCAUGUUUACAUUCUCCUGUCUUCAUUUUAUCCAUCACGGAGGAGAAAGAUGCCAUGUCAUCUUUAACCACAGGCAGCAGUGACUGUUAAAUCCUUUAAAGCCCAUAUGAAAUGAUCACCUUAUAGUCGUGUGAGCUCAAAUAAUUGUGACAAAAUCCCCCAUAAUUUUAAAGAAAUGUACCAAAACUAGAGGAAUAGUCUCCAGAAGUCAGCUGAUCCCAGCAUGCAGUUCACCUGUUCUCCAACACUACUUUCCAGUCUGAUGGAAAAUAUUUGAACAGAUUUAACUUUUCUCCCUCAAAGAUUAUAUUUUUUCCUUUGUUUCCUUUGUUUUUUCUUCCCAGUGUGCCGUUUGGUAUAACUGUGCCUUAUUCAAAGUUGGCUCUAAAAACAUAAAAACAUAAAACUCUAACAUAAGUUUGAUUAAAUAAAGUACAAAAUAGUGAUUUUAUACAUAAAGAAGUGAGAAAAAAAGUACUGGUAGGAGCAGUGUUGAUGAAAUAAACCCUGAAUCUGGAAUCCUUCAUCCCAGUCAUGCUGCAUCCCUGCAAGCACAACAGAUAAACAGAUGUUAUGGAUCUGCUUCUGUAUGUUUACAUACUGCAAAUGAUUUUUAUUUUCCAGGAUUGGAGUUUCAUCAGUGUCUGAAACGGAAGGCUUAACGUGUCCGGUGUUCAGAUUAACUGCAUGAGUGUUGGCUGAAAUGCAGAAUAAUGGAAAAGUGAAAUCAGUUACACUGAAAGUGGAAGAGAUGAUUGCAGCAUAAGUAAUCCAGGCUGCACAGUUACUCAUCAACCACUUCUGAGCUACAAACCGGAGUUUUCAAUCAUGAAGGAGGAGGAAAAGUGGUGGAACUUACUUUUAGUUUUGAGAUUGUUGUUUUUUAUUGUGUUUUUUGAGGUCUGGAUAUCUGCUGUAUUUGAAAUAUCUUCUAAUCUAAAACGGGUGUAUGCAGCGCAGAAAGUGUUGAAGUUACAGCAGAAGAUGUCGCGACUGCUGGAUGUGAUGUUUCCUUUAACAACAGCAGCAUCAUGUUAUUCAUCUUUCUACUGUGGAUGUAAAUACUUUAAAAUGAAGCACAUGGUCAGUAAGUCAAAAAAGAAAUCUGGUGUCUCUCUCCAGUAACUGAGUGUGAAACUGAAGUUUAUAAUAGACAAAAACGUUCCUCUUAUUUUAAUCUAAAUACAACAAUAAUCGGAUUAUUUUGUCCAUGAGUUACAGCGCAUAGUCUGAUUAAUGACUCACUCCCUGCAUGAGUGUCCUUAAUUACCUCCACGUUCCUUUAAAAGAUUAAAGGAGUGUUGUGCUGUUCUGUGCUUCAGAGCCUGCGUUGCUAGAUCUUGUCUAAAAGAAGCAAUCAUAAAACCGACCUGGCACUCUGAGCAUGUUGACAGUCGAAGUCCUACUCAGACCUUCAUUUGAUUCUUACCUACUGACCUGAUUUGAGUUAACAUAGUCGAAAAAGCUGUUUACAUGGCAGCAAUUACUAGGGAUACAAAUACUUUUCCUUUGGAUACGUCACCAUUUGUUUAAGGUACUCUUAUCGAUACUGAUACUUUGGUCCCUUAAAGGAAAAACGCUUCUUAAAAUGAAAGAACAAUGUUGAAGAACCCGCAUUAAAUCAGAAAAAUAUUAGAAGACAACAUUGCAAACAUCAGUCAUGUAACACAUGUAAUUUUACUCCAGAGUGUCGAUCUGCCCGUCCCGAUGCUAAUAUUACCGUGGAUGUGAAGAAUUAGCCGGGCUCGUUGACAGUGUGUGUGAGACUUAACCUGAAAAGAGGACGUACUGUUUGAUUAUCAGGAACUUUCUGGACUUUGCCUCAUCUCCUUCCCUGGUCACGAUGGUUGUUGUGGUGGAGACUGUUUAGUGAAUUAGAGUACCAUGUGUUAUGGAAUUGCAUUAUUAUUGCGGUUUUCUUUAAACUGCGUACACCUGAAUUUUGCUCUUCUCUCACUUAUGUUUAAAGUUUUCAGAUGAAUGAUGUGGUUUUGACAUUUAAAGGUGUUUUUUUUCCAUCUUUUUGGGGUUGAGACACAAAUGCAGCACUCUGUCUUUCACUAAUACUGCUUUGGUCUCGCAUCCCCUUUCUCCAGUCAGCGAAGCAGCUGCUGUGCCUUUCUGCUUUCUCAUGUAUGCAGCAGUUUUAUCUGUAUCACACCUGCCUGUCUGCUCAGCAGCAGUGCUAUGCUAGCUGGAGGCUGGCAGCCGCUGGGUCCAUGGGACUGGUUUCGCUCACACAGCCUCUUUGAUUUAAAUUAUGUGACUAUAAUAACUGGAAAUCAAAGAUAAGUUCAUGAAGGACCAUUCUGCCCUGCAGAGACUCUGCUGCCGUUCCCAACCUGAAUGUAUUUGCACUGAAUCGUGUGUGAAUCGAUGUGUUGACUCGUGCCGUCAGUGAUCAGCUUUUCUGUGCACUCGUCUGUUUGGGGCAGUUUUUUGUGCUUUUUCAGAUGCACAUGGUCUGCCUGGUAAACGGGUGAAACACUGCUUUGUAGAAGAAAUGAGUAGAGAUUGUUUGUUUGUUUUAUAUAAAUAUGCUUGUGAUUUGUGUCGGUGUUCACUGUGAUCAUGUCCCCCAGAUUCACUUCAGGGA
Molecule: messenger RNA, 5995 nt
Organism: Melanotaenia boesemani (Boeseman's rainbowfish)
Lineage: Eukaryota; Metazoa; Chordata; Actinopteri; Atheriniformes; Melanotaeniidae
Gene: pgap1
Product: post-GPI attachment to proteins inositol deacylase 1
Exons: 26
Coding region: 144-2960 (938 amino acids)
Biological process (GO): GPI anchor metabolic process; endoplasmic reticulum to Golgi vesicle-mediated transport
Cellular component (GO): endoplasmic reticulum
Molecular function (GO): phosphatidylinositol deacylase activity
Source: RefSeq, a predicted model, not a curated record